UCCAACCUUAAUCCAAGCGUCUGAUAAUCGUAAACAUCAAGCGUUCAAGAUCAGGGAUCUGAUAUGCCAGAAUAAAUUGGAUCAAUAUUAACUUCAUUUUAAAAAUGGCUGAAAAUACUGAAAAAGUGCCGGAGAAAAAAGCGCGCCAGUUUGAUUUCAUGGCAAUGUUUGAAGAAGCUAAAAAGACUGCCAUUGAAAGAACAAAACCUACUACAGAAGAUGAAGAAGCUGAUGCAACAGUAGAUAGAAUUAACAAGUUAUAUAAAACAAACAAAGAGAGGAAAAACAACAGAUCAAGUAGUGAAAGUGAUUCCAGUACAAGCUCAUCUUCAGAUGAUGAAAUGAUAGGACCACCUGUACCAGCAAGUAUACAAGACGAGGGAGAAGAUGAAGAUAUGAUUGGACCUCCUUUACCUCCUAGUAUGAAGAGUUCACAUGAAGAAAAACAAGGAAAAUCAAAAGAUGAUGAUGAUGAUGAUGGUACCGAUGAUGAAGAACAGGAUGAUUCUCCUUUGAAGAGAAUUCCAUCAAGGCUACAGAUAAGUCUUGAUCAUGGGAAGAAAACAGUUUCAGCAUUGGCAUUUGAUCCGUCCGGUGCUCGUUUGGUUACAGGUGGUUACGAUUAUGAUGUCAAACUAUUUGAUUUUGCUGGAAUGGAUUCAACUCUUAAACCAUUUAGAACUCUGAGACCAUGUGAAAGUCACGCUAUCAAGCAGCUACAUUAUAGUAGUACAGGAGAUGUAAUUCUUGUAGUGGCAGGAAACUCACAGGCUAAAGUACUUGACAGGGAUGGAAUUGAAAAAUUUGAAUGUAAGAAAGGUGACCAGUAUUUAGCCGAUAUGGCUCAAACAAAGGGUCAUGCUGCAAUGUUGAAUUCUGGAUGCUUUAAUCCAAAAGUAAAAGCUGAAUUUAUGACUUGUUCAAAUGAUGGGACAGUACGUUUAUGGGAUGUAAAUGAUGAGGGUAAGAAACAGCGUCAUGUGAUAAAACCACGAUCUCAGCAGGGUCGUCGUGUUGUACCAACAGCUUGUACAUAUAGUCAUGAUGGUAGAUGGAUUGUUGCAGCUUGCCAGGAUGGUUCUAUACAGAUCUGGGAUCAUAACAGACCAUUUGUGAAUGUGUCAAAAUUGUUACGAACCGCCCAUAUGAAUGGCAGUGACACAUCGUCACUCUGUUUUUCAUAUGAUAGCAAGGUGCUUGCUUCAAGGGGAG
Messenger RNA from Ruditapes philippinarum (Manila clam), 1212 nucleotides. Its product is annotated as WD repeat-containing protein 70-like. The record is from RefSeq and is a predicted model, not a curated record. Gene Ontology annotation, molecular function: protein binding. Lineage: Eukaryota; Metazoa; Mollusca; Bivalvia; Venerida; Veneridae. Gene Ontology annotation, cellular component: site of double-strand break; nucleus. Gene Ontology annotation, biological process: regulation of DNA double-strand break processing.